Messenger RNA from Tachyglossus aculeatus (Australian echidna), 2385 nucleotides. It is a transcript of the gene DUSP10, whose product is annotated as dual specificity phosphatase 10. The coding region runs from base 1 to 1443 and encodes 480 amino acids. The transcript is spliced from 3 exons. Gene Ontology annotation, molecular function: MAP kinase tyrosine/serine/threonine phosphatase activity; protein tyrosine/threonine phosphatase activity. Gene Ontology annotation, cellular component: cytosol; cytoplasm. The record is from RefSeq and is a predicted model, not a curated record. NCBI's taxonomy places the organism in Eukaryota, Metazoa, Chordata, Mammalia, Monotremata, Tachyglossidae. Gene Ontology annotation, biological process: protein dephosphorylation; negative regulation of JUN kinase activity.
AUGCCUCCAUCUCCUUUAGACGACAGGGUAGUAGUGGCACUGACCAGGCCCGUCCGACCUCAGGAUCUCAAUCUCCGUUUAGACUCCAGCUACCUUGAAUCUGCCUCUUCAGUCGGGGAUAGCCACACGGCCCUGAUUACCACCACAGUAGUGUCUUUAAAGGCUGCCAAUCUCACGUAUAUGCCCUCAUCCAACGGCUCUGCCCGCUCUUUGAAUUGUGGAUGCAGCAGUGCCAGUUGUUGCACUGUGGCAACCUACGACAAGGACAACCAGGCUCAGACCCAAGCCGUUGCCGGCACCACCACCAACAUCGGGACUUCCACCACCUGCCCUGCCAACCAGAUGGUCAACAACAAUGAGAAUUCCGGCCCCCUGAGUCCAGGCCGGGUGGGGAGUCCGGUGUCCGGGACGCCCAAGCAGCUAGCCAGCAUAAAAAUCAUCUACCCCAAUGACUUGGCUAAGAAAAUGACCAAAUGCAGCAAGGGUCACCAACCAAGUCAGGGACCCGUCAUCAUAGACUGCAGGCCGUUCCUGGAGUACAAUAAGAGUCAUAUUCAAGGAGCUGUUCACAUUAACUGUUCCGAUAAGAUCAGCAGGAGGAGACUGCAGCAGGGCAAGAUCACCGUCUUGGACUUGAUCUCCUGUAGGGAGGGCAAAGACUCUUUCAAGAGGAUCUUUUCCAAAGAUAUCGUCGUUUAUGAUGAGAAUACAAAUGAACCAAACCGGAUGAUGCCUUCUCAGCCACUUCAUGUAGUCUUAGAGUCACUGAAGAGAGAAGGCAAAGAACCUCUCGUUUUGAAAGGUGGACUCAGCAGUUUUAAACAGAACCAUGAAAACCUCUGUGAUAAUUCCCUGCAGCUCCAGGAGUGCCCGGAGGGCGGGGGAGGGGCCUCCGCAUUGGCCCCCUCUGCACUACCUCAGUCCAUCCCCACCACACCCGACAUUGAGAACGCCGAGCUGACCCCCAUCCUGCCCUUCUUGUUCCUCGGCAACGAACACGAUGCUCAGGAUCUGGAGACCAUGCAGCGGAUGAACGUGGGCUACGUCAUCAAUGUCACCACCCACCUUCCCCUCUACCAUUAUGAGAAAGGUGUGCUCAGCUACAAGCGGCUCCCAGCCACUGACAGCAACAAGCAGAAUCUGCGGCAGUACUUCGAAGAGGCGUUUGAGUUUAUCGAGGAAGCUCACCAGUGCGGUAAAGGGCUGCUGAUCCAUUGCCAGGCCGGAGUGUCUCGCUCAGCCACGAUCGUCAUCGCCUACUUGAUGAAGCACACGCGCAUGACUAUGACUGAUGCCUAUAAAUUUGUCAAAGGCAAACGACCAAUUAUCUCUCCCAACCUGAACUUUAUGGGGCAGUUGUUGGAGUUCGAGGAAGACCUCAACAAUGGCGUGACCCCACGAAUCCUCACACCAAAGCUUACUGGAGUGGAGACGCUCGUGUGACCGUGUGUUAGCAGGACAGCAUCCAAGGAAGGGAUUUCUGCUCUUUGCUUGCUCUGGAAGUGAGAGUCGAGACUCUUUUCUUUUGAAGGGGGUAAACUUUGAAUUUAAACAAACUUGUUUAAAACCAUAUUUUUUUAAGCAAGUGCAAGAAGAAUUUCACUUAUUUUGAUGCCAUUGAGAUUCUCUUCCCUCCAGGCUGAUAAAAAGGGAGGUGGAGAAGUCAUUUUUAAAGGCAACAGUAAAACAAAAAAGACUUUCCUUUCUUCUUUUCAGCUACUUGUAGAGUAUAUGACUAAUUAGUCUGUGCAGGUUCAUAGACGGAAGAAACUACACUUCAAAAAGAAAAACAAAAGCCAAAAGUAAGCAGAAGAGAUACUGAAACAUACUGGCCUUGAUUCUGCCAAAGGUUUUUUUGUUUUCCUAAGGAAAACAAAAAACCCAGCAGAAAGAGCCAAUAGCUGUCACUGCUCAAAGAGAAAUCAGAGCAGCUUAAACUGGAAGGGUAGAACCCUUCUCUCACUCUUCAAGGAGACUAAAGAUAAUGUUUAUUUAGUGUGUUUUCAGGUUCUAGGGUCUAUUUUUCUAUUUGGGUUUAAGAGGUUUUUAACCACGAGGAACUUGACCAUUAUGCCUUUCCUGGCUUCUUGUGCAAUAAUAAAGGUGUUUGAGUGUGCAGAAUGAGUUAGAGCUGGCUGCCUAAUAUAAAAAUAGUGCAAAACUAGCCAGUUUGGAUUUAGAAAGGAGUAAGACACAAGCAAUUACUUUUUUUGGUUUCAUUUGAUUUGAUUCUGGUUACAGUGCCAUAACCCUUGUUAAAUAUGUAUAUCAGAAUGUACAAAAAAAGACAAAUUUAUUUAAAAAUAUUUUUCGCACAAUAUCCGUGUGUUUCUGUUGUCUGUGUAAAAAAAUUCUUUUGGACUAUAAAAAUGAAAAUUCUUUUGG